CCAGAUUAUUUGUCCCGACCGCCCACGAGAAAAUGAGUUACGAACGUGUACACAUAGUUCUUUCCUUCAGAGAGACACCAUGGCUCGCAAAUGAGCGAAGCAUCGCAGUUGCUCAGUGUUUGGAUGUACAAAUGAACACAAAAGUCUAUGAUUCUUCCCUUCAUCCGAGCCGCUGAAGAACCAGUGGGUUAAUUUUUUGUCUCUGGAAAUGCGCCAGUCUGCGCCUAACAUUUCACUGACGACUGCUUCCUCUACUUGGGCCGAUACUGAGCUGGACUUGCUCAACGUCUGAAAAUGAAGAAUGUAUUAGUACCAACUCUCCACCGCUCAGCUACAAACCUCGAAAAAGCCAGCUCAUCAAGUGCUUACAUUCAGCAGCUAAUCUCAAGGGAUGUUGCCUGCCAGACAGACCACCUGGAAACACAUACUUUUUUGCAGCCCCAUUUUAAAAGUGAAGAAGACUGCGAUGCGUUUGGAGACCGUAGCAUUCAGCGUGGCGCCACCUCAGAGAUUCUGGUGGUGGUCGCCCCUGGCUCCUCCCACUGGUCCAGUCGCUGCGAGGAAUUGGUGCAGACUCCAGACACAAUUUCAAUCAAGCUUGAAGAGGAUAUUGGUGGAGGCAUGCCCGCCGUAGAAGACUGCGAUGCCUUUGUAGACCGUGGCACUCAGUGUGGCGCCACCUCAGAGAUUCUGGGUGUGGUCGCCCCUGGCUCCUCCCACUGGUCCAGUCGCUGCGAGGAAUUGGUGCAGCAGACCCCAGACACCAUUUCAAUCAAGCUUGAAGAGGAUAUUGGUGGAGGCCUGCCCGCCGUAGAAGACUGCGAUGCCUUUGUCGACCGUGGCACUCAGUGUGGCGCCACCUCAGAGAUUCUGGGUGUGAUCGCCCCUGGCUCCUCCCACUGGUCCAGUCGCUGCGAGGAAUUGGUGCAGACCCCAGACACCAUUUCAAUCAAGCUUGAAGAGGAUAUUGGUGGAGGCCUGCCCGCCGUAGAAGACUGCGAUGCCUUUGUAGACCGUGGCACUCAGUGUGGCGCCACCUCAGAGAUUCUGGGUGUGAUCGCCCCCGGCUCCUCCCACUGGUCCAGUCGCUGCGAGGAAUUGGUGCAGCAGACCCCAGGCACCAUUUCAAUCAAGCUUGAAGAGGAUAUUGGUGGAGGCAUGACCACCGUAGGUUAGUAAUACACAUUGCAUCUAUGCAAGAAAACAACAUAAACUGCGAAUGUACUCGAUUCUGCCUUCUCAGCAGGAGCCUUUAACCCUUGACCAUCCAAAGGGCGACAAGGAAAAUGCAUAAUCAACAAAUAGAAGUUAGAAU
Molecule: messenger RNA, 1315 nt
Organism: Gadus morhua (Atlantic cod)
Lineage: Eukaryota; Metazoa; Chordata; Actinopteri; Gadiformes; Gadidae
Exons: 10
Coding region: 295-1176 (293 amino acids)
Source: RefSeq, a predicted model, not a curated record